UACAGGGGUCUUUUCUGCUCCUGUCACCGCAUAAAACUAUCAGAUGGUUCCAGGAAGGACAUGGAGGCAACUACCUAGCUCAGCGUCUCGGCAGAAGAGAAAGCAGCUCCCGCUGCAGGCACGGCGCAGUUGCGGCCGCCACCAGUGGUCAUUGGAGCCGAGCUUGCCCGCUGGGAGGGGGAAGCAGAGUCGGAGAUCGCCGGGGACUGGGCGGCUCUGGGGCUCCGACGGUUUGAGCAGCUGCAUAGCCCAGCAGAGCGCCGAGCCUAACGGAAAGGCUCUAGUGCUGCUGGGCUUUUGGGAACAGACGCCCCGUGGGCAGCCUCCCGGAUGCGGACGGCCAACUUAGAGCAACUUUAAGUCCUGUAACUCGGCCCCGCUGACCUCGAGGUGUCUGUCCGUCUACCCCCUCCCUCAACCCUCCCCUCCCUGGCAGAUCCAAGCAGCCUGCCAGCCCGCCCGCGAGGAGGAGGAGGAGGAGGAAGAUGCCUCGGCCCGGCCGAAACACGUACAGCGACCAGAAGCCGCCUUACUCUUAUAUCUCGCUUACUGCUAUGGCUAUCCAGAGCUCACCAGAGAAGAUGCUGCCCCUGAGCGAAAUUUACAAGUUCAUCAUGGACCGUUUCCCCUACUACCGGGAGAAUACACAGCGCUGGCAGAAUAGCCUGCGCCACAACCUUUCGUUCAAUGACUGCUUCAUCAAGAUCCCGCGGCGGCCAGACCAGCCUGGCAAGGGCAGCUUCUGGGCUCUGCACCCCAGCUGCGGGGACAUGUUCGAGAACGGCAGCUUCCUGCGGCGCCGCAAACGCUUCAAGGUGCUCAAGUCCGACCACUUGGCGCCCAGCAAACCGGCCGACGCGGCUCAGUACCUGCAGCAGCAGGCCAAGCUGCGCCUUAGCGCCCUGGCAGCUUCGGGCACCCACCUGCCCCAAAUGCCCGCGGCCGCCUACAACCUGGGCGGGGUGUCACAGCCCUCGGGCUUUAAGCACCCUUUCGCCAUCGAGAAUAUCAUCGCUCGCGAGUACAAGAUGCCCGGGGGCUUGGCUUUCUCCGCCAUGCAGCCAGUGCCCGCCGCCUAUCCUCUCCCGAACCAGUUGACUACCAUGGGCAGCUCCUUGGGCACUGGCUGGCCCCAUAUGUACGGCUCGGGCAUGAUCGACUCGGCCACCCCUAUCUCCAUGGCGAGCGGCGACUACAGCGCUUACGGGGUACCACUGAAGCCGCUGUGCCACGGAGGGCAGACGCUGCCCGCCAUCCCGGUGCCCAUCAAGCCCACGCCGGCCGCUGUGCCCGCCCUGCCCGCCUUGCCCGCGCCCAUCCCCACUCUGCUCUCGAACUCGCCCCCCUCUCUCAGCCCCACUUCUUCGCAGACAGCGACGAGCCAAAGCAGCCCCGCCACCCCCAGUGAGACUCUCACCAGCCCGGCUUCCGCCUUGCACUCUGUGGCCGUGCACUGACCCGGAGCGGCUGGGCCCCACUACCCCCUCCCUGCUUCUCUUCCCUUUCCCCUAGCCACACACAGUCCCCGUUUCUGAGUCUCUCGGGGGUAUCUUCUAACCACUCACCCCACACCUGUUUCCUCUAUCCCCAACUUCCCCCAGGCCCCACAAGACCCCCAUUUCAACGAAGUGCAGGCUAGCUGCGCCAGGGUUGAAACCGACCAUUCCCCUUUCCCUUCGGUCCGGGCCCCGGGUUUCCAGAACUUUGUUUUGGACUGCAAAGGAAACAACACAAAAACUUGGGAGAGUCCAAGAACUCGGUGCCUCUGGGUGUGCAGGAAUUUCCGUGGCCCAUCCCCCACCGGAGGGGAAGGAUGAAGUUGGGUCACUCCCCCAUAUCUAUCCCCCCACCCCCGCCCCACUGUGGGGUUAGGAGAGAAACCCCCAUCAGGCACUCCUAGGCAUCCUACCGAACCCGAACCCUCCAAGGCUUCUUCACGUCCCCCUUUUGGCAGAGUCAGCAGUUCAGAAAUAAUCUAAACCGCUUCUGAGCAGAUUCUCUCUACUCUUCUACCUGCACCUACUCUGGGCUCACUACCACCAGACGCCUUCAGCCGUGAGGCGGCAGAGCAGGCCACUUGAGGUCCCGAGCCUCUGUUUAUGUCUUAUCCAAGAGCUAGGGAUGGGACCACGAAGCCCAGAACUCCCACACAGCGCAACCCCCCGGCCCUCUCCCACCUUCACCCACUUCUCAGUGCUUCCCGGACAGCAGCCAGAAAGUUCACCCAAGUUGCUCGGCGGCUUGCUCCAGUCUCUUAUGGGCUCUGGGUUUUGUUUUAUUAUUGUUAUUAUUAUUAUUAUUUUCAUUUUUCCAGCCAGGAGCACUGGGCUAGGUACAAAAGCCAAGGGCGGGACACCUGUUUAAAGUGAGUGGGGGAGGGGUGGGGAGAAACAAUAAACAAAUAAACCCCGUAUUGUUUACAAAGCUCCAGUCAAAAUGUAAAUAGUGACCUUGAGUCUGUACCCCGAGGCUGGCUAGGCCCAUUUUACAAGUAACAGUUGUAAAGCCAACGUUUACUUUCCAUUUCUGUCGAGGUGGGUUGGAAGAAAAUUGGGGGUUAGAGCAGGGAAAGAUGGGAAAGUUCAUUUGUAUGGCAACUUUUUCUGAUUCUUUAGAGAUCAUUUAAGGUAUUUAUUUUACUGCUUAAUAAAAUUAAGAUGAAAUAAAACCACAAAUAAGAAGACAGCCAAGGGCAACCCUUGAUGAGUUAGCUGCAGUAGGGAACUGGUAACAUGAUGGGGGGGGGAAUAUCAUUGGAGAUUUCUCCCACAAGACUAGUCUUUCUGUUUGUUUUAUUAGAAGCUUUCUGUUUUAUUAGAAACUGAAAGGGCUGUAAAGGGAUGUACAUGCUUGUGAAUAGGAAUGAUGAUAAACUGUGUAAAAUGCACUUUUCGUUCGCUAUAUUCCCUUAGUUUUAGAUAGUUUGCUGGAAACCGAACUGUUUUUCUGCUGUGAACUGCUUAAGUUAAAAAAAAAAGUUGUCACCAGAAUUGUAAAGAAAUCCUUUUUUUCUUCCUGUACAGAAUAAGCAUGACAUUUAAAUAUUGAUGUUCUUGUUCCCAGCAUGCCUGUUUUAAAACAAAGGAUAAAAAAGUGUCUAUGUUAAAUUAUGA
Messenger RNA from Phascolarctos cinereus (koala), 3113 nucleotides. It is a transcript of the gene FOXB1, whose product is annotated as forkhead box B1. Gene Ontology annotation, biological process: anatomical structure morphogenesis; cell differentiation; regulation of transcription by RNA polymerase II. NCBI's taxonomy places the organism in Eukaryota, Metazoa, Chordata, Mammalia, Diprotodontia, Phascolarctidae. The record is from RefSeq and is a predicted model, not a curated record. Gene Ontology annotation, molecular function: RNA polymerase II cis-regulatory region sequence-specific DNA binding; DNA-binding transcription factor activity, RNA polymerase II-specific.